This is a messenger RNA of Passer montanus (Eurasian tree sparrow), 1878 nucleotides long. Its product is annotated as beta-1,4-galactosyltransferase 3-like. The record is from RefSeq and is a predicted model, not a curated record. The transcript is spliced from 6 exons. Bases 340 to 1374 code for a protein of 344 amino acids. Gene Ontology annotation, biological process: carbohydrate metabolic process. Gene Ontology annotation, molecular function: glycosyltransferase activity. Lineage: Eukaryota; Metazoa; Chordata; Aves; Passeriformes; Passeridae.
CUGGCCGGAAGGCGGGCGGGGGAGGGCGGGCGCUGCGCCUGUGCCACAGAGAGCCCGUGCCGCUGGCCCGGGGCUCCGAGCGGGGUGGCUUGGCCGGCUCCUGCCUUCUUCCAGCCCGCCUGGCACAGCUCGCACCGGGAGGGGGAGGUCUGGCUCUCGGCGUCCUGAUGAAGCCCAGCUAGGGGAGCACGCUGCCGCCUCAGAAAGUUGGAGGAGAAGAAGGAGGGGGAGGAGGAGGAGGAGGUCUGCCCAGCGAUGUAGCCCAGAGCGUGGAACGGCAGCCCGUGGAAGGCAGUUCAGCUCCUCACCGCCCUGAUCCUGGAGCAUGGGCUAAACACUAUGUUCCUCUCCCGUAUGGAAAAUCAUUGUUUCCUGCUGUUUGUGUUUGUCUUCCAAGCAAUAUUUAUCCUGAUCCUCUACCGAGGCGGACCUUCGCGUGUGUUCCGCGGGUUUUUAGAGUCGCCUCAGGUGGUGGAUUACUCGAAGCCCCACGAUGUGUACACAAACCUCAGCUUGUUCACCCGGGCUCCCCGUGAGGACACGAUGCCCUACUGCUCGGCGCAGUCCCCGGUCCUGGUUGGUCCAUUAACCAUCACCUUCAGGGUGCUUCCUAGUGAAAGGAUGAUCAUGAAAAGAAAUCCUUUUGUUCAGUCUGGUGGCCACUACAAGCCACCUCACUGCUUUCCCCGCUACAAAUCCGCCAUCCUUGUGGCCUACAGGAACCAGGAGAAGUACCUUCGCCAUCUUCUCUACUACAUCCAUCCCUUCCUGCAGCGCCAGCAGCUCAGUUACACUAUCUACCUGAUUCAGCAGGCAGGGACUGGUUCAUUUAACCGAGCAAAGCUGCUUAAUGUCGGUGUCCGGGAAGCCAUGAAGGAUGAAGAGUGGGACUGCCUUGUCCUGCAUGAUGUUGACCUGGUGCCUGAGAAUGAUUAUAACCUGUACAUUUGUGAUGAAUAUUAUCCCAAGCACAUGGCCAGUGCCAUGGAUAAGUUUCAGUACACUCUGCCAUACAAGUCCUUUUUUGGGGGCGUGUCUGCUCUGACUCCAGAACAUUACAUGAAGAUGAAUGGGUUUCCCAACACAUACUGGGGUGAUGGUGGUGAAAAUGAUGACAUUGCUACAAGGAUUCACUUGGCAGGAAUGAAAAUAGUCCGGACAUCCCCUCACCUUGGCCGCUACCGAGUGAUGGACUACAGUGAAGAGACAGAGCUCCAAGAGCCCUGGAGGAGGCCUCCUUCCCAACACAACACCAGAAAAACAUGGAAAGCUGAUGGAAUGAAUACAUUACAGUUCAGGCUCCUUUCCAGGACUAAGCAUCCUCUUUAUACCAAGAUCACUGUGGACAUUGGAUAUGUUCCCCCAUUUUCUUAAGAGACUAAAAAGCAGAGGUUGGGUGCCACAUGGGCAUUCAGCCAGUCCCUCCCGUUUUCCUGUGGCAUCUGUCCCACCUGAGAUUAACCCUUUUGCCUUUCACUUUUCUUCAUUGUUUCAGGUUUAGAAGAGGCUCCAGGAACAGGGUAUGACAGCUACUAAACAGUCUGUGGCUUACUGUAAAAAUUGUCCAGGUCACUGUAAAACUGAUUCCUGAGCCAUGUCUAUGGCAGUAAGCCAAUCCAAGCUUUCUGGAACCUUUGUUCAGUAGCUGGAUAGCUCUGUCCUGCCUUGUACUUAAGUGUUAAUUGGGAUGCAAGCCAUUCUGUCAGAUUGGCCUCUGACGUGUUGUAUUUUGAGAAGGUGUUGAAGCCAUUUACAGUUCUAUAAAUAUCUUUUGUGAAUUUGAGUAAAAUAAAUGGAGUUAUAUGUUUGGCUUAAGAGUUUUAUAGAAUACUGAAUAAGAGUGUAAUAAAAGAGAAAAUUGCCCUGAAACCAGACAAA